Molecule: messenger RNA, 2081 nt
Organism: Seriola aureovittata
Lineage: Eukaryota; Metazoa; Chordata; Actinopteri; Carangiformes; Carangidae
Gene: sergef
Product: secretion regulating guanine nucleotide exchange factor
Exons: 11
Coding region: 27-1220 (397 amino acids)
Source: RefSeq, a predicted model, not a curated record
CUAACUUAUUAAUAGCAAAGUACUCCAUGGAAACUAAGUCGCAGCCGGAGUUAAGUUUACUCUCUUGGGGGGCGAACAGCUACGGGCAGCUGGGACAGGGACAUGUGGAGGACCAGUUAGCGCCCCGGCUCUCUGACACUGCUGCUUUACAAAGCAGGGCAGUCCGGACUGUGAGCGGCGGCGGGGGUCACUCUGUGUUUGUCACCGAGAAUGGAGAGGUGUUUGUGUGCGGACAGAACAACAGAGGCCAGCUGGGCCUUGGCCACAAUACAGACAUCUCAACUCUUCAACUCUGCCCCAGCUUAAAUAAGACAGUCACAAAUGUGACCUGUGGUUGGGAUUUUACUCUUCUUCUCACUGAUUGUGGCCAAGUACUGGCGUGUGGCUCCAAUGCAUUUGGACAACUGGGUGUUGGACCGACAGUCAGGCACUCUGCAGAUCUACUGUUUGUUGAGUGUCUGAAGGAUCCAGUGGUGAGCGUAGCGGCAGGACUUAGACACUCACUCGCUGUUACUGACUCAGGCUGCGUGUAUCAAUGGGGAACCGGUCUUUUCAGUCUGGCUAAGAGAGCACUCAGUCCUCACCCUAUCCCAUCGCACCUCUGCUCUAAGGUGCCCUGUCUGGUACCAGGUCUGGAUCAGAAAACACCACACCUGGUAGCUGCAGGCUCAGCGCACUGUGUGUGCCUUACAGAAGACGGUGAUUUGUUUCUGUGGGGAAGCAACAAACAUAGUCAGCUGACCACCACAGAGCCCUUCCUGUCCUCUCCAACUCUCCUGAAGCGUUCGUUACUGGAUGGAGAGAAAGUAAUACAUUUGUGGAGCGGCUGGACACACAUUGUUGCUCAAACAGAGAGUGGAAGAGUGUUCACAUGGGGCAGAGGAGGUUAUGGACAGCUGGGCCGACAAGCAUCAAUCAAUAAGAACCCAGAGCAGCAGUCAGCUGGUGCUUUAGCAGAAGGUGGAAACCAGGAGGUUUGCCUCCCUGCAGAGGUUAAAGUCCUCAAUGGAGCAACUCAGAUCGCAUGUGGAUCGGAACAUAACCUUGCCAUCGUGGGGGGUUGUCUCCUUUCCUGGGGCUGGAACGAACAUGGAAUGUGUGGAGACGGUUCACAGACCGACGUCUUUCAGCCUCAGCUCAUAUCUGGUCUCAGACCUCUUCUCAUUGGCUGUGGAGCUGGACACUCUAUGGCAUUGUGCACCGCGGCAACUGGCUCGUGAUUAAACUCUGCACCGACUCUAGCAGGAACAUUCAUUCGGCAUGUGACAAUCAGAGACGAGACAAACAGUGACUUUGUGAAGUAACAUUUCUGAGUGAUUUAGUGGCUUAUUGUUGCUAUGCAUGUUAUUUUGAAGUGCCUUUGAAUAUACAGUAACUUUCACCUUCUGAAAAGGCUACCUGAGCUGCUUGAACAGGUCAGACUUCAAACUGAACUGUUGUUAUAAAUACUAUCGUGUGGUUUGACACAGGUUGAGUUAUGUUUCAUGUGAACAGAGGCCAUAAUUUCUCUGACCAGCCCGUCACUUUGAUGGACAUGACUGGGGGCGUUGGCUUUGCAGGACAUGGCCGUGCCUAUGGCUCCUGGUCCAACUGCCAUGUUUGUCUUCCUGAAUGAAGCCGUAAUGGAUCGUGUGAGGGAUGGGCUAGACUGGUGCUAUAGCUCCAUCUUCCCAUGUCAGCGGUUUUAUUGCUGUGAUCUUGAGUGUCAGGAGGCAGUCAUUCCCUGCAAAAUCUCAUGAUUUACCACUCAGACAUACAAGACGGUAUUUUUUCUUUGCUAACUGUCCAUCACUUAUUUAUAUUCUUGUCAGUCUGUGCGAUAUUCUUUGUUGUUAUGUUUGACUUAUUUGCACCACUUUCAUACUGUAUACAUCAUUAAUUCCUUUUGGGAGAAACUUGUCUGCUGCAUUUGACCCAACCUACAUAUUUAUAAGGUGUGGGCGACCACAGUGCAGCACACCCGGGGACUAGCUGCAGGUCUUAAGCAAUGCCUUGGUCAAGGGCGAUGGGAAUGGGUCAGGGAUGAUAUUUUCCCUUAUAUUUACCUUUUCUUUCUUUUCAAAGGUUUUUAUUUUAUGAUU